Lytechinus pictus (painted urchin) is the source of this 4676-nucleotide messenger RNA. RefSeq names its product CD63 antigen-like. The transcript has 6 exons. NCBI's taxonomy places the organism in Eukaryota, Metazoa, Echinodermata, Echinoidea, Temnopleuroida, Toxopneustidae. Bases 609 to 1340 code for a protein of 243 amino acids. The record is from RefSeq and is a predicted model, not a curated record. Gene Ontology annotation, cellular component: plasma membrane.
UAUUCAUCUCAAACUGCACGUGAUUACUAUAGUAUUCCAUGUGAUGAUGAAUGAACUUGUGAGCUAAUCCUCUAAAAAAGUUUAAUGACGUUUCGGUAAUCAGGAUGCGUAAUUAUAAUAAGUUCAAGAAAUAAGGUGAUUCGUCAUGCCAUUUCAUUUAUUUGCUAUUUUCUUGCAAAAAUGAUCUAUCUUUUUUUAUCAGUUUUAAUUCAUAAUUAAUAUCUAUAGUUGUUCUGAUAUUGCUUUGGAGAAUUAAUUACCUGAUUUUUAUUAACACUAUAAAAAAAAAAGACCUAUCUUUUUAAACCGCGUAUGAUUUUCGAGCGCUAAAUUUGCAGGAAACAGGCACCUCAUCAUUUGUUUACAGUAUUUUGUGCAUGUUGACUGAGAUGUGACGUGUAUUGUACUGUGUGCAUUGUAUCGAGGUAAUCUGCGUGCAGAGGAUCAGGAAGACGUAUAGGCUGCAGGAUCAGGCGACACGUACACCGGCGCUACAUACACAUCUGAGCUGUGCUGAGGAAUUGUACAGCACCACCUUUGCUUAGUUUGAGUUUGACGUCCAUCUCUUCUUCUAAAGCCAAAGGAGUGAUAAAAGAAAAACAGUCAAAAUGGAAGGAUCGGCAAAAUGCAUCAAAUAUUUGAUGUUCUUCUUUAACUUCAUAUUUUUCAUCUUCGGUCUUGGUAUCAUAAUCGGAGGAAGUUUGACAUUGACCUUGUACAGUGAGUAUGUAGACUUCACCGGUAAUACAGGAACAGCUAUCCCUAUAGCACUCAUCUGUAUUGGUGUCUUCAUAUUCCUUACUGGAUUCUUUGGAUGUUGCGGAGCAGUCAAGGAGAACUACUGCAUGCUGGCAACGUUUGCAUUCAUCAUGGUUCUUCUCCUGAUCUUGGAACUGGCGGCUGGUAUCUCUGGCUAUGUUAAACGUGAUGACAUUGAUAACCUGAUCGACGACAACAUGUCUGAACUCCAACAGACUUAUAACGAAAGUGAAUCAACGAAAGAUCUCUUUGAUAACAUGCAGAAAAACUUGGAGUGCUGUGGAACACUCAACUAUACUUCAUGGUUUGGCUUUAACGACACAGCUGGCUACAACGUGGUACCUAUGUCAUGCUGUAUUACAAUGCUAGAAGGCUGUAACAGUGAUGUGUCGCGCGAUCCGUUUGUGGCAGAACGUAAAAUACAUGUCUACGCUUGCUACCCCGCACUCAAAGAUCUUCUGAUUGGCAAUAUUGGAAUUAUAGCUGGAGUAGCCAUUGCCAUUGCUGUCAUUGAGAUCUUUGGAAUCGCAUUUGCUUGCUGUUUGAUGAGGGUUGUUAAAGGCGAAUAUGAGACGGUUUAAGAUGGCUAAUCAUUCAUCUCAUCCUCCACCUUUAUAACUUAAUCUUGUAUCUCAUUUGGUUUUGAAAACUCACAUGUUAAUAGUAUUUUAUAAGUCAUAAACAUUAAGAAAUACAAAAUAAGAAUGAUCUGGGAUUAUUGGUGUAUAUAAUUAAUACUAGCAAAGUAAUGAUGAUAUCUAUCAUUUUGUUUCAGAUCUUUGGAAUUGCAUUUGCAUGUUGUUUGAUGAGGUAUGUUAGUGGUCCCUAUGUGGUGGUUGUUCAAAGCUCCAAUCAAGGUACCUAGGGUUAGAUGUGCAUCGUAAAAGAUUUAUUUUGGGCUUUGUUCCUUGAUCUCAUCCUCAACCUUCAAUCUUAUAAAAAUUACAUUAUUGAGUCGAACAGAGGGAGAAAUUUAAGAUGUUUAGAGAGAUUAGCAUAAAAACUUAUUGGUCUUAUUAUUAACAUGCUAUAACAUUUUUUUUUUAAUCAUAUAAGAAGGCUUAUAAAGUAUACAGUACUGCUCAAAAAGGCUUAGAAUGUUUAUUCCUGAUCUGUCAUCUAUUUAUUAAACUUUAUCAUUUUCAUUUUGUAUAAGUUAAGAGAUAUGAUAGAUUUUUUUUCUUGAACAUCGUUUACUGUAUGUAUUAUGCUAAUAAUUUAAAGGAAAAUAACUUAAGAAUUUUGAAAGUGUAAAGUAUAAAUGACAUAUUUUCAGAUUAUUUUUGUUUAUAAUGUUGAUUUAUAAUUGGGUGAAAUAAAUGAAGGGAAGAGAACACUACAAGACUAUUCUAUGUAAAUUGGACAUAAAGUAAAUUGUGUUAGAAAUGUAGGAAAAGAAGUUUCCAAGGAUGUGUGGGACUGUGGGGAAAAGGUUUAUGCUUAGUAAUUCAUAAGAGAAGGUUUAUAAACGAGUUUGAAAUUAGUUAAAUCUUUAUGUACAUUCUAGUUUUUUAAAUCAAGUUAUAAUUCAAUUAUUUUUCAUGUCUGAUAGAAUCUCAACGAGGUCCAUAUUUUUCUUUAUUCUUGUACACUUUAUGUCUAUAAAAUACUUCUAGAUAUCAAGUUUGUCAUGUCUUGUACAGUAUGUAUGUUACAUAUGAUGCUAGAGAGAUAUUUCUAUUAGAUAACUUGUAGUAAUCUUGGCUCUGUACAUGUAAGAUACAAUUGACUAUACCAUGAAUAGUAAUUGUAAGUCUAUGUGAAAUCAUGCACUAAACAUUACAAAUCAGCGGUAAAAGUUAAUUGUUUCUUUUUGUGAUAUAUGAACAAGGCCCUUUCCAAUGUUUGUGAAGAUCAAAGGGGAAUAAUGUCAUGUAUUAGACAUUACAAAGCUAUGUGAUUCUUCUAGUGGAUAAGCUUCAUAAUUGUGCAUUUGUAAAUCUGGUAGAAUUGUGUAAAAUACAUGGAAUUUGUCAUUUGUGCUUGAAGCAUGCAUGUUACAAAUUUAGUUUCCAUGAAUGUCAUGGAAAUAUCAAUUUUGUUAUAAAAGUCUCACAUUAUCUCAAUCAACAAGAGAGUAUAGUACUCUUCACGUCAGUACUUCUUUAAACAUUGUUAAAUGUAAAUUAAUAUUCUCUGAUGUGUACUAAACUCACAGUACUUUGAAGUAUAAACUACAUGCAUACAUCUUAUGACCAUAGACGGAUAUAUUCUGCUGGUAUACAAAUACAUACACACCAUGUUGGUACACCAUCUGUUGCAAUCUCCAAGUGUGAUAUGACAGUUGAUACAUUGAAAGUAGCACCUGGUUUCAAUCGGUUUCAAAUUCAUCAUUCAUCAUUGUAUACUGCAGUGUCUGGGGUAUUAUAUUGAUAACUUAAGAUUAAUAUUGUAACAGGAAUACAGCAUCAUAAACAUGUUCAAGUCAUCACAAUCAAUAAAGAAUAUAUGUGCAUGCAUAUAAGAAAGGUUUAUAUCUUGUACGUGGAUGUACAUGUACUUUGCACUUUUCUGUGAAAUGAGACAUCACCCUUCUAUACCAGCAUAUAUUUAGCAUCAUUUCGUGCUGUUUCACAAAACCACAUCGUUCAUUAAUCCUUAAAACGUAACGUUAGCAUAGUACCUGCUACAGUAAAUAUUGCAUCAUUUAUUAAUAUAUUAGCUUUAAAUAGGUAAUUUACACUGUUUCCAUGUACAUUCAAUUUACUUCAGUAAUUAAUGCAAAUAGACUCCAAAACCAGUGAUAUUCUUUAUAUUUUACAUGUAUACAUCAUUCAGUAAACAUUUUCAAAUGCCAUCGUGCCAUUACGAUCUACAUGUACAUUAGCAAUGCUAUCUUCAAUUUACAUAAUACUUCCCAUCUACUAGUACAAGUCAACUCAUUCUAUGCCAACUUCUGUUAUUGAAGUUUCUAAACUUUGUUAAUUUUCUGUGAAUGGUAAGUCGUAUCAAAACUACAGUGUUAGUCAUAAUUAGUUGGUGUAUUGCAUACAUGUACGUGUAAAGUGAUGUGGAUAGAAUGUACAAGUACUGUAAUGUGGAAAUAUAUAUUGAGGACAGUGAAACUAUCUGUAGUCUUGAAGUGCAACUGAACACACUUGUUUCCUUUUCUGCACUGUUUUGAUCACGAUGACCAGAGAAUUUCAAAGAAAUUGGUAGAUUACUAAAUAUGUGCAUUGAAAGAAAGUCAUUUGUAGACCUGUUUGUAAUGUGUGCAUUGAGUAUUAAAGCAGUAGCUGGUCGUAUGUACGGUAUAUGAUCGUGAUUGUAAUUCUGUCAAAAGCUGGUUUGUUUCCUGGCAGUGCAUUUUUCAUUUCAUUUUCAACUCAGUCAGUGUUGUCCAGAAAGAUGUGUUUUUGAAGAAUGCAUUUAAAACUUUAAUUUCAUGGUUUCUCCAACAGUGUCCAAGACUCAUACAAAAUGUAUUUCCCAGAAGAAAUUUGAAUAUAUGAAGUACAUCAGUUUACCAAUGUGAAAGACCCCUUUUGUCAUUGAAGUGAAGUGUUAUAAUCAAGGAAUUUAUUUGGUCACUAAGAUGUCUUUCUUUUUUAUAGUAAGAUGUAUUAUGUUUGAAGGUAAUGCUGUGAACCUCACUUCCCUAUCUCUUGUUAUAUUUUGACCAAAUUGAUGUACAUGUCUGGGUUGAAAUAAACAUCGAACAGUUGGUAAAUUUGCACAACGUAUCACUCAAAAACAAAUUUUAUAUAUUCUCACAAAAUGAUGUGAUCUAUUUUCUUCAGAUUUAUAUAUCAUACUUUUAUACAAAAAUACAAAUUAUAUAUAUAUCAGGAGGGCAUACUAUCCCUUUAAAAAUGUCAGAUGCGACAUAUUUUCUUUAACUAUUUGGUCAUUUAUACUCCAGGAAUUAAUUUCACACUAUAUGACUACUAAUAAAUAUGUUAAGUGUCUCUCUAUUA